Messenger RNA from Cryptotermes secundus, 5070 nucleotides. RefSeq names its product probable cytochrome P450 6a14. The record is from RefSeq and is a predicted model, not a curated record. Gene Ontology annotation, molecular function: oxidoreductase activity, acting on paired donors, with incorporation or reduction of molecular oxygen; monooxygenase activity; iron ion binding. Bases 228 to 1787 code for a protein of 519 amino acids. The transcript is spliced from 4 exons. NCBI's taxonomy places the organism in Eukaryota, Metazoa, Arthropoda, Insecta, Blattodea, Kalotermitidae.
UGGUAAUAGUUGUAGCAUGAAUGUAAUUAUAUGCCUUAUGUUCCAAUUAUUUAUGUCAUAACGAAGGGUACUAAAGUAACGGGAAUUUAGCAUAAAUAUCAGUCGAGGAACGUCAGUCUUUCACAGAAGAGAUUUCAGCUAAGAUUGUUCCUUUUUUAAAAAUAUAUUUAAAUCCGGAGUUGAGAUCACACUCCAGGUUCUUCAUUAGUAACUAUACACGCCUAAAAAUGAACACGACAGUUGUAUACUUAAUGAUAUCAUUAUCUGCAACAUUUCUGGGGAUUUUUCUAGUUUUCUAUGCAUAUUGCAAAUACCGUUAUUCUUACUGGAAGAAGAAAGGUGUUGCAUACCUCGAGCCCUCUUUCCCGUUUGGAAACAUUGGAGAUGCACUACUACAAAGGAAAUCUGUUGGGUUACAAUUCCAAGAUAUUUAUAAUAAACUUGCCGGACAUGAACUUGGAGGGGCGUUUUCAUUCAUCAGACCAAUACUCAUAGUUCGAGAGCCAGAGAUGAUUAAGAACAUCGUAGUUAAAGACUUUGUACAUUUCCACGAUCAUGGUACGUACUUUGAUGAAGAAAAUGAUCCUUUAUCUGCCCACCUGUUCAUGCUGACCGGAUAUAAAUGGAAGAAUCUUCGCACUAAGCUUACACCUACGUUCACUUCUGGUAAAAUUAAGACGAUGUUCCAAAUUCUUGUUGACUGUGGUAACGAACUGAAAAAACACGUGGAUCAGUCUGCUGCUAAUGGUGAGACUUUGGAAGUGAAGGAUAUUCUGGCUAAGUUCAGUACUGAUGUGAUCGCAACGUUUGCUUUUGGAGUGCAGUGCAACUGCCUUAAGAAUCCAGACGCUGAGUUUAGAAAAUGGGGUAGAAAAAUUUUCGAAACUAAUAUGAAAACAGGAGUCAGAGACCUUGCCAUGUUUGUGGCUCCAGCUUUGGCUUCAAUAAUUAAAAUACCUUUCGUGCCUCGAGAUGUGACCCAAUACUUCAAGAAGAUGGUGAAAGAAACAGUUGAAUAUCGGGAAAAUAAUAGUGUGAAGCGAAAUGAUUUCAUACAGCUUUUGAUCCAAAUGAAAAAGGAAGGAACAGUUUAUAUGAAUAAGAAAUUGGAUGACACGUUAAAAGCAGAUAGUCUGAAUGAUGCUGGUCUAACAAUGAAUGAGAUUGCAGCCCAAGCGUUUGUAUUCUUUGCUGCUGGAUUUGAAACCUCUUCAACGACUAUGAGUUUCUGCUUAUAUGAGUUGGCAAUGAACCAGGACGUACAGGAACGUGUUCAGGAAGAGAUCGAUGCAGCGCUAAGAAAACAUGAGGAUAAAAUCACUUACGAAGCCAUUCAGGAAAUGGAGUACCUCGACAAUGUGAUCACAGAAACGCUAAGGAAAUAUCCGCCUGUGCCGUUUCUGACACGAGAAUGUACGAAGAAAUACAAAAUUCCAGGGACAGAUGUUGCUAUAGAGAAAGGGACGCUAGUCAUCAUUCCUGUAAUUGGACUCCAUAUGGAUGAGAAGUAUUAUCCGGACUCAGAAAAAUUUGAUCCAAAUCGCUUCAGCGAGAAAUUGAAGAACAAGAGGCCUCAAUUCACUUAUCUGCCUUUUGGAGAAGGACCAAGGAUCUGUAUUGGGAUGAGAUUCGGGCUACUGCAGACCAAGGUAGGCCUUGUGUCGCUCUUGUCCAAAUACAGCUUCCAUGUUUCCAACAAGACAUCAAUGCCUUUGAAACUUGAUAAGAAAAGCUUCAUCACAUCAGCUGUUGGUGGCAUGUGGCUCAAGAUUACAAAACGGAUUUGAAAUAACUCGUUCAUUCUUUGCGUAUAAAACAGUUUUCAGCGAAAUUUAAUUUCGUAUUCGCUCUAAGAUAUUUGUAAUUUCCGUAUAUAAUCUUAUUAAAUUUGUUCCUUGCGAGAACACUGUAGUAAGCUGACUUACUGGCGAAGUGAUAGCAAACCUCCAGGCAUUUUACGUCAGUAGGCCUUGCUGAAGUUGACUAGAAACUUAUAACUUCUAGCCGCAUUAUCCCCCAAAUAUUUUAUUUGAACAUUUUAAUGUAAAUUGUUGAGCUGACCCCCGUAUUCAAAUAUGAUCAUUGUGAAGAGAAGAAUUUCAAAACCACUCCAAUAUAUGAAGUAAUACAGCAAGCCUCUCUGUGCAUGAGAGUAGCUUAGGGGAAGGAGCUUCUUUUCAGCAAGAUAUUCCAAAUAUGGUUCAUUCAGAACCCAAUUCAAUAAGUUCCAAACCAAAAGUGAUCCAUUUUCAUACAUGUAAUAAGAAAAAAUUGGUGUUUAAUGAAUUAUCUAACUCCACAAAGAAGAGUCUACGCCAUAGUCUGAAGUAUAAUUGAUGAUAUUAUUAAGAAAGAAGCAAAUAUUUAAUUGCUUCACGCAUGUUAACGCCAUAAUAUAAAUAAUUCAAUUACACAUCAUUUCAUAAUAGAAAUUCCAAAUCACAGAAAACGUCGUUUCAAUGUCAAAUAGAAAUCCAUUAAUACUGUGUAGGAAGAAGUUGCUAAUCCCUUUUAAGAAUCUUUCGAAUCGAAUAAAUUAACUCUGCAAAAACAAUCAGUCUUUUAAUACAAUAUCAGGCGGUAGGUAUAGUCACUAUUGUGCUGUAAAGCAUUAACUGUGUGAAUAAUUUGUAUUCUGCAAUUAACUGCCACAGUCUCAUGCAACCGUCUGUAUUCAAGACUGUAUUAAAGUAACAAUAACUUCAACAUCAUUAUCGUGGAACUUCACAAGUUUUGAAAAUUUUUUCAGGUUUAUUUGUGCGAACUAAUUUAUUUCAUGAAAAAGACUUCUUGGAUAGCCAAUAUUUGCCCAUGAGGUCAAGAAGUUACUCCUCUUUUAUGGAAGCUGAAAGUUUUUUAUAGUGUUCACAACAGCCUGUCACUCUUUCGUUUCCAUGUAAAUGGAAUAGAAUUCAAAAUCUUCUGCAACAUCUGUUUAAGAUUCAUUUUAAUAUUUUUAUCCGCCCUGCGGUCAGGUUUUCCAAAUGGUAUAUUUCUUCGGUUCCCCAUUAAAAUUCCGCGUCCAUUUCUUAUCCGUCCCGUGCGUGUUAAAUGCUUAGUUUCCCUCAUUCGCCUUGCCAUGCAACAGAGAUACGCUUUGAAGAGAAUGAAGUAUGAAACCUCUCGUUAUUUCAUUUCAGCUUACUUUUACUUUGUUCAGCAACCAAUUGAAGUGUGUGCGUGAGGUGUUUUAGCUAGAGGUACAUAUGUACCUACCAAAUAACUCCAAGGAACAAAUUUCUUUUUGAGAACUAGAUAGUGAUUCAGCUGGUCAAUAGUUGUCAGCCUUUUCUGGAAGUGGUGAUUCAUUACAUGUUCAUAAGCGUUCACCGCUUGAACAUACUCUGAGUUAGAUGAAUUUAAUUCACACCCUCAGGUUUUGCAUCCAUAUUAAUUGUAUCCUUCUUCUGCCUCCAUAUACCACAAGCUAUCUUUUCUUUCCCCCUUUCCUUAACUGAAAUAUCAUCCGAUUUUGUAGUCUCCCAAGUUCCUUCUCGUCCACGUUCUGCCUGUCUUUCUUCCUCCCAACACUCAGCAGGAGUUGUACCAAAAUAGGAUUUGCACUAACGGUAAGAGUUGCAAUAAUAUGAGCACCCAUAUAAAAUGAGGUGAUCAGAAUUCCAAGAAAAUAAAUAGAAACUUUAAACAAUCCUUGGUACAUUGUAUCAAUGAUCUUUUCCGUCUUAAUUAUCUUAACAUUUAAAUGUGAACCACUCUUACAUACUCGUAGUAAGAGAAGAGGAAUAUUCUGACAUGCGAGGUGUUAUCGGGAAGUUCCCAGACUGUUAUUAUUGUGACUGCCUCGGCGAAAGAAGAUGAGAGGGCAGGUCAAGGUCACACUUCCGAAAGCCUAUUGCAUCAGUCUGCCACGCGAUACUGCGCUGUGAACAAUCACAGCUUUUACACCAGUGCUUUUUCUACUUCUGGUUUCAAUUUGUCUGCGAUUGAUGGCAAAAUCGAGCAAAGUUUCUCCAUCAAGUUUUGCAUGAAGCUUGGUAAAUUUAUUACCGAAAUCCUUGAAAUGCUUAAUGAGGCUUUUGGAGAACAUUAUUUAAGUCGGACAGCGGUUUUUGAAUGGCAUUCACUUUUCAAGGCCGGUGGAGUGUCAGUUGAAGAUGACGAACAUUUAGGGAGACCGAGCACCAGCAAGACAACAGAAAAUGUUGAAAAAAUUCUAGAACUCAUCCACAAAGACCGUUGCCGAACAAUCCAUGGGCUCGCAGACACCGCUGGGAGUAGUUAUGGAGUUAGUCGGGAGAUCUUAAAAGAAAAUCUGAACAUGGACCGCACUGUUCCUUCGACGCGCCCGCCCACACGUCCCUGAAGACCACAGAGUUUGUGACUAACAGCAACAUGGUUAUCGCUCCCCAUGCUUCCUACUCGCCGGACAUAGCCUCUUGUGAUUUCGCUUUGUUUCCCAGAAUUGAAAGUGAAACUGAAGGAGAGAUGUUUUGAAACAGUGUCUGACACCCGAAGGGAACCACAAGCGGUACUCUAUGUCAUUAAGGGAAGUGACUUCCACGGUGCUUUUGAAGUGUGAAAAAAAGACAUGAUUGCUGUAUAUGUUCCAAAUGAGACUAUUUUGAAGGAGAUGGCCGCCAAAAUUGUGUAAGUUAAGCCAGAAAUUCAUUUUUGACGUAGCUCGGGAACUUUCCGACACCCCUAGUAUAUAGCACGUCAAGCAGUAAUAAUUUCAUUGUCCAUACAUCAUAUGUUAUUAGUUGUGUACAUGAUUACGUGCUUGUUAAGUAAAUAGGGAAUAAUGUGCUUCGCUUGCAUUCUUAUAUAUAUCUUUUGCUGCAUGCAUAUAGGAUCGAGAGUCAUUAACAGUCGGCAAUGAUUGUUCCUCUAAGUUGAGGGCUGGGCUAUGGCUAUCAGCCCUCACCCGAAUAUAACUGACACGUUAGAUGAUUUCUUAACAAAGGUGGAAACCGAGAAAUGCAUAAAAAUUGCUUGGAGUAAAGUUUCUGAACAAGAACAUUUGAGUUCAUAUUGCAAAUGACUGCAAUAUACGAGUAGCAGUAUUUGAUACUGAAGAGUUUUUUCAUCUGGUAAAGAACGCCUUCUAUU